AUGAUUUAUUGUCUGGAUGGAGUUAUUGGUAGUUUAUGUUGUUGGAAGGAAGUCAACGUUCAACAGCAAACUUCUGAAAUUUUAAAUGAUCUACAAGAGCUCAAGAGAAAUGACAAUUAUGUUAUUAACUUGGACCUUUCUUUGGUGAGGUCUUCUUUUUUGCAAAUGUUAGAAAGACAACGACAUGGGAAUACAAAAGAAUAUGACAUGCGGAAAUUUACACGCGGUCAAUAA
Clunio marinus is the source of this 234-nucleotide messenger RNA. Lineage: Eukaryota; Metazoa; Arthropoda; Insecta; Diptera; Chironomidae. The record is from the annotation of a GenBank genome assembly.